AUGUGUGCUUCUUUCUCUCCUUCGAUUUUAAAUAGAAAGAAGAAAAAGGAGGAAGACGAUGAAGAGGAUGGAAAAGAGAAGAAGGAAGCUGAGAAGAUGUUAAAGAGAGAAAGAGGUUUGAAGUAUUUAAGGUUUUGGCCAAGAACUACUUGGAGAUUGAGUCACAUGAUUUGUAUGGAGAAAUCUAGGGACUGGCGGAUGAAAUGA
Molecule: messenger RNA, 207 nt
Organism: Microthlaspi erraticum
Lineage: Eukaryota; Viridiplantae; Streptophyta; Magnoliopsida; Brassicales; Brassicaceae
Source: the annotation of a GenBank genome assembly